This is a messenger RNA of Ordospora colligata OC4, 651 nucleotides long. RefSeq lists its product as uncharacterized. Bases 1 to 651 code for a protein of 216 amino acids. The record is from RefSeq and is a predicted model, not a curated record. The transcript has a single exon. Lineage: Eukaryota; Fungi; Microsporidia; Ordosporidae.
AUGGAGAAGUACUCAGCAUACAACGAUCCUCUUUCUGGAGUAAAUCCAUUUACCGAUAGAAAAGGGACGAGAUACUCGAUACUUGAGUACACUAAGGCGAUUCUGAAGAUCCCGUUUUUGGUGAUUAUGCUUGUUACAAAUAUUGAUGUGGUGAGAUAUCUCAUAACAAUCAGGUCGAAUACAUUGGGAAAGCCACGCGUCUUGGCAGCCAAUUCAUCUUCAUUUCUUGAUAUGCAUGUUUUACGACACUUGACUGGAAUAAGAAAUUUUUACUAUGUUACUGAAACAGGUUACAUCGAUGCCAGGUCAAACAAGUUUAUAUCAAGUGUAGUUGAACCAUGUGUCUUGUUUCCUGAGGCAUGCAGAACAAACAACAGAGCGGUUCUUCAGUUUUCGAGGAAUGUCCGUGUGGAUUAUGUUUGUGGGAUCAAGUACAACGGAGACUGUGUAAAUCUGUAUGGAAAUCGCUUUUGGUUCAUGCUGAGAUUCCUGGCAUCUAAUUGCUCUGUGGAUGUCAAAUUCAAGCAAAGCACGGAUAUUCAAUACAUAAGCAAGCUCUCAGGUCUUCCACAAGUGAUAUGGUCAGCAAAGGACAAAAAUAGAUUUGUUGAGGAAUUCACAUAUGGUUCUAAAACACAAAAAAAACAAUAA